Messenger RNA from Prosopis cineraria, 1982 nucleotides. RefSeq names its product ninja-family protein mc410. The record is from RefSeq and is a predicted model, not a curated record. The transcript has 4 exons. Bases 289 to 1770 code for a protein of 493 amino acids. Gene Ontology annotation, biological process: negative regulation of DNA-templated transcription; jasmonic acid mediated signaling pathway. Lineage: Eukaryota; Viridiplantae; Streptophyta; Magnoliopsida; Fabales; Fabaceae. Gene Ontology annotation, cellular component: nucleus.
UAUUCUUCGAACAUCUCUCUCUCCUCCAUUUCAGUCCGUGCUCAUCUUCCUCUGUUCUGUCUGCACAGGACGACUUGAUUUAGGGUUUGAUCAACAUCAUCAUCUCUCUUUCCUUCCUGCUAGAUCUGGAUUCCUUGCUUGAUUUCCGAUAAAAGAAGAUCGUUCAGGAAACUAAAUUCAAGUUAUUCAAGGAUGUUUUCAUGUUGUUGAAGGGUGGCACCAUGUAUAUGAUUAUCAGCUUGGAAAGAGAUAAUGUCUGAACUGUUCUGAUAUUUUAUAUAUUACAAUAUGGAUGAUGAUAAUGGACUAGAGCUCAGCCUGGGUCUAUUUUGUGGUGGCUCAUCUGCCAAACCCAAGGGUAAGAAUGGUGCCAUCUCAGAUACCAGGACAGAAGAAGUUGGUAGGGGCGGAAAAAUGGUUGAUGAAUUUAAAAGCUUUUUUCAGACUGAUUCCCAGAAGCAAGACUUAGUUGCUGGUACUCAUAGAGCAGAUCCCCCAAAACCAGAGGAGAACUUCUUUAAUGACCUUUCCAAGGACAAAGAAGGUGAAGCCUCUGCGAAUGUAAAUGGGAGAGGACUUUGGCUUGCCAACAGUAGUAAAAGUGUUGAAAUUGAGGAAGAUAAACGGUUAGAGGUGGGUAAUAAACGAAAAAUGAUGUUUGAUGAGAUAAAUCAUCAGAAGAAGCAUGAAAGUGAAGCCAUUCAUGACAAGGCUAGAGCAUCACACAUAUCUCUAACAGAAGAUGGCUCAGCUGCAGAAAAUGAAGAUGUGGCAGAUUCUGAAGCCGAGAACUUAACCUCUAGGCCCACCUUAUGCCAUGACGAUGGUUCCAAACGACUUACUAGAGUUGGUGGUUCUUCUGAUGCUCUAAAAGAGAUCCGAGGUGGUCCUGACUUGAGUCCUACUGAUGUUAGUGGGCAAAAGAGGUUUACUGGUUCAUCAGAAAAUGAUUUUAAGCUUGCAAAUUUGAAUUAUGGUGCUUCCUUCCCUGUCCAACAAGUAAAUGUGAUGAAUGUGCCUUAUCCACCACCUAUAAAAGAAUCUAACUCUGUUGGUGCAUCGGGCCCUCCAAUACCUGGAGUGAUGCAUGUGAUGUCUGCUGCAGCUGGUGAACGCCCAGGAGCUCAACCUUUGAAUAAUGGAAACUUGCCAGUGAUGUUAGGUUAUCCUUCUGUUCAGCUUCCAAUGUUGGAUAAAGAGAACUCAUGGGGUUUGCUUUCGCAUCCUCAACAAGUACAUCCUUCCUUUGCUGGAAGGGCUCCACCAAAUUCAGCUGCCAUACAAUUAAUCUCAAAUAAUUUAUCAGAGGCCAUACCACGCGAAGGAAGGCUCCUAGAUCGAACAAAAGUUGAUGGAAAACAGCACAUGGCCGAAGAAGGUGCUCCAUCACAGGCUGAAGAUGUGAAAGGAAGCAGCACAAACCUCAGGGCAAAAGAUGUGCCUGACCAAUCAGCAGGAGAAAGUUUCUCCAUUGAUUUUUCAGCUAUCAAGCCAGGUCUUGCUGCCGAUUUGAAAUUUGGCGGGAGCGGUUCUUAUCCUAGCCUACCUUGGGUUUCCACAACUGGUUCAGGCCCUAAUGGUAGGACUAUAUCUGGUGUAACUUACAAAUACAGCACUAACCAAAUAAGGAUAGUUUGUGCAUGUCAUGGUUCUCACAUGUCGCCGGAGGAGUUUGUCCAGCAUGCAAAUGAAGAUCUUCCUAACAUGGAGGGUAGUGCAGUCUUGGGGACAAAAGCAAAUGGAAAUUCUGCAGCCUCCGCUCACAGCUAAGCUAAUCCUGUAUCAUCCAUUCUAUCUAUGAACAAAUCAACAAUUAUCUCUUUUGUUAUUUGCCUCUUUGCAACUGGAAUCAACGUGGCAGUUGUAUGAAAUAAUGGUCCACCAUCAAUUUUCUUCUGUCAAAUAGUUAAUUAAGCUUCUGAUGUUUAUGUCACAGCCUGAUUUAUCCUUUGAGUAAUAUAUAGUAAUUGUCUUGAGAAGAA